This is a messenger RNA of Aethina tumida (small hive beetle), 662 nucleotides long. RefSeq lists its product as uncharacterized. Lineage: Eukaryota; Metazoa; Arthropoda; Insecta; Coleoptera; Nitidulidae. The coding region runs from base 123 to 533 and encodes 136 amino acids. The record is from RefSeq and is a predicted model, not a curated record. The transcript is spliced from 5 exons.
GACAUAGAGCCAAGUUCAAAUAUAAGUCGCGCAAAUUUUAAUCGGGGAAUGCAUUCACGAAGUGGAUCCAAAAGUGAAGCUUGAACAGUGAUUUCCAUAUUAUUUACAACAUAUUUCUUAAGAUGAGUUCCCACGGAAACAAACCAAGCACCGGAUCCACCAGACUGAUCUCAAUUAGCCUGAUACUGGCCGUUGUUUGUAUAGAUAUGGUCAAAUUGGACGUUUACGCUGCUAGUCCCAGAUUAUAUGCGGAUCGUGAAGACAAACAAGACUGUUUCAAGCUGAUUGAUUGCAGGGUGUAUGUGCACUAUCCCAUAUGCAGAGGUAUUGCUGCUAAAAGAGACAUAAACUCACAUACACAGGACACUAAAUAUCCAGCCACACCUAAAGAAGUUAGCAGUAAAUAUUACGAUGUUGAAAAACUACCGACUGAAAAUAUUGCAACCAAUAAUUUACUUACCGAGAUCCUUAUGAGGGACUUAAACAGAAAUGUGGACUUCGAUUCGAAUUCGGGACGGCAUCUGAAACGUUAAUCUUGAGGAUAACUUAAAAAUUAUUACCAUCCAAUCAGUAUUAUUACUUAAAAUGUUAGCUAUAAGUAUUUAUUUUUUAUGUUUAUAUUGGUGAUGUUUGUUAACUAGCAAAUAAAAGCAUAAGGAAAA